AUGAAACGCGACGCUAUCGUGGCUGGGAACAUGAUGAACAUGAAUACGAUCUCGAAGGAGCAUAGCGUGCGCACGCUGCAUGCUCACGGCAUCGCCAUGGGUCUCGGUGACGGGCUUAUGGGCAACUCAGAGGUCGGGAUCGACGUGUCGAUCAAGAAGCGCCAGUUCUACAAGAACGGAGGGGUACGCCCGUCUGCGCCUACUGGGUCUCGUCUCGGACGGUGGCGUGCACUCGCACAUAAACCGCCUGUACGUGCUGCUCGAGGCUGCGAAAGAGGUCGGCGUCCCAAACGUCUACAACAACUUCUUCGGCGAUGGGCGGGACAUGGCGCCCCACUCGGCCACAGGAUAGUCAAGGGCCUCCUCGCAUUCACUGAGAAGGAGAAGUCGGGCCAGAUCGCGAUCGUCGUGGGGGCUACUACGCAAUGGACCGCGACAAGCAUCAAGAUCGCCGUGGAUGGCCUCGUGAAGGGCAAGGAUGAGACAGACGAAGUAUUGAAACCUAUCGUCGUGAACGGCGAUGAGGGCCGCAUCAAGGAUGGCGACACGCUCUUAUGUGCCGAAAGACCUGCCUUCCCGGUUGCUUUUCCGCCGCAACCGAUGAUGAAUGUCCUCGCCGAAUGGCUCGCCAAGUAG
Messenger RNA from Laetiporus sulphureus 93-53, 636 nucleotides. RefSeq lists its product as uncharacterized. Lineage: Eukaryota; Fungi; Basidiomycota; Agaricomycetes; Polyporales; Laetiporaceae. The coding region runs from base 1 to 636 and encodes 211 amino acids. The record is from RefSeq and is a predicted model, not a curated record. The transcript has 5 exons.